Messenger RNA from Phacochoerus africanus (Common warthog), 1622 nucleotides. RefSeq names its product general transcription factor IIE subunit 2 (gene GTF2E2). The transcript has 8 exons. The record is from RefSeq and is a predicted model, not a curated record. Lineage: Eukaryota; Metazoa; Chordata; Mammalia; Artiodactyla; Suidae. The coding region runs from base 346 to 1224 and encodes 292 amino acids. Gene Ontology annotation, biological process: transcription initiation at RNA polymerase II promoter. Gene Ontology annotation, cellular component: transcription factor TFIIE complex.
AGGAAGUGGCGGGCGGAGCCCGGGGCCGAGUCGCCUCCUCGGACGCCGCCGCCGCCGCCGCCAGUGCUAGGACCCCGACCUGGCGGGGCAGCGCUGGGCGUGCGUGCGUGCGGGGGCGCUGACGACGAACGGGAAGCGGCGGCCAAGCGGGCGUGGGUGGCUGGUCGCGGCGGAGGCGUGUGGGACGGCCCUCCUGGCUCAGGUGGGUGGUGCGGUGGCCGUGUGAGGGGCGCGGAACCCCGGCCUGUUGUUCCCGCGGGCCGCCUCCUCCGGGGGUGAGCGGGUCUCCCACCACGCGGGAGGCUGGAGCUGCCCUUCCCUCCGCGAAGAUCUUAAACCCGCAUUAUGGAUCCAAGCCUUUUGAGAGAACGGGAGCUGUUCAGAAAACGAGCUCUUUCCACUCCUGUAGUAGAAAAACGCUCAGUAUCUUCUGAGUCAUCAUCAUCAUCAUCAUCAAAGAAGAAAAAAGCAAAGCUAGAACAUGGAGGAUCAUCAAGCUCUAAACAAAAUUCUGAUCAUAGCAAUGGAUCAUUUAACUUGAAAGCACUAUCAGGAAGCUCUGGAUAUAAGUUUGGCGUUCUUGCUAAGAUUGUGAAUUACAUGAAGACACGGCAUCAGCGAGGAGAUACACAUCCUCUUACUUUAGAAGAAAUUUUGGAUGAAACACAACAUUUAGAUAUUGGACUCAAGCAGAAACAAUGGUUAAUGACUGAGGCGUUAGUCAAUAAUCCCAAAAUUGAAGUAAUAGAUGGAAAGUAUGCCUUCAAGCCCAAGUACAACUUGAAAGAUAAGAAGGCCCUACUUAGGCUCUUAGAUAAGCAUGACCAGCGAGGCCUAGGAGGAAUUCUUUUAGAAGACAUAGAGGAAGGACUCCCCAAUUCCCAGAAAGCCGUCAAGGCUUUAGGGGACCAGAUACUAUUUGUAAAUCGUCCUGAUAAGAAGAAAAUUCUUUUCUUCAAUGAUAAAAGCUGUCAGUUUUCUGUGGAUGAAGAGUUUCAGAAACUGUGGAGGAGUGUCACCGUGGAUUCAAUGGAUGAGGAGAAAAUUGAAGAGUAUCUGAAGCGACAGGGUAUUUCUUCCAUGCAGGAAUCCGGACCAAAGAAAGUGGCCCCUGUUCAGAGAAGGAAGAAGCCUGCUUCUCAGAAAAAGCGACGGUUUAAGACUCACAAUGAGCACUUGGCUGGGGUGCUGAAGGACUACUCAGACAUUGCGCCUGGCAAGUAGUGAACACUUUUGUCUGAGAGCAAGAGUUAGAAAGUCAAGAUCUUCCUCAUUGACGCUGGGACAUGAAGACUGGCCGUCUCCCCAUUCUCCUUCUGAGGACCGAGGAGAGGAGCAGUUGAGUUUACAGAACAAAUGCAGAUCACCAGUCUCGAAGCUUAUUGUAACUAAUGGGCUAAUGAGAAAUGUGCUUUUCCCUGUUACCCUCUGUCACUUCUUGGGGGAAAGGCGCUCAGCAUGGCAUGCAGGUGUCUUUGCUAUUUAUCUACUUCUAAGUGGUUCCUGGUUCCAUUUUUCCUCUUGUAUUACUUUAGAACAAGUUUGCCGAUAGUCUUGAAUGCAAUAUUUGUUUAUUCCAAAGGAACAUAUUUAUAUUAAAAUCAUCGUAGAAGGAGCUCUAA